AUGGAUCACCACCACCAUCAACAACAACAUCAUGAUCACUAUGAUGGAGGAGAGAACGACUAUAUGCAUCAGGAAGAUGACUGGGACCGGGAUAUGCUGCUUGACCCCGCCUGGGAGAAACAACAGCGAAAGUUUACAGCACUCUACGCGCUCUGUCUUUUCACUCUGACGCUCACCUGCACGAACUUUGACCUGGUGACUGCAGCCAGGCACGCGGUACACUGGAACAGUUCAAACAUACUACUUCGUAAGGAGGGCUACACAGUGCAGGUGAAUGUCAAUGACUACCUGGAUAUCUACUGUCCUCACUACAACAGCAGUCAGAGAGGCGUUGCCGAGCAGUACGUGCUCUACAUGGUCAGUUAUCGUGGUUACCGUACAUGCGACCCACAGCUGGGCUUCAAACGCUGGGAGUGUAACCGUCCCCACGCCCCACACGCACCAAUCAAAUUCUCAGAAAAGUUCCAGCGCUACAGCGCCUUCUCGCUCGGAUACGAGUUCCAUGUUGGGCAGGAGUAUUAUUAUAUCUCCACGCCCACUCAUCACCAUGGCCGGAGCUGCCUGAGAUUAAGAGUGUAUGUCUGCUGCUCAACAGCCUCUGAUUCAGAUGAUGAGCCCCAACCCACAGAGCCAGACUACACUCUAAGACCUAACAUCAAAAUCGAUGACCUCGAUGUCUAUGAUAAUCCAGAGGUCCCCAAAUUGGAGAAGAGCAUCAGCGGUAGCAGUCCAUCCAGAGAUCGCCUUCUCCUAACUGUGGCAUCACUUUUCCUUAUCGCCCUUUCAGUCUCCUAGCAUCCACCUCCUAACCGUCG
This is a messenger RNA of Sinocyclocheilus anshuiensis, 815 nucleotides long. Its product is annotated as ephrin-A3-like. The transcript has 6 exons. Gene Ontology annotation, cellular component: plasma membrane. Bases 1 to 795 code for a protein of 264 amino acids. The record is from RefSeq and is a predicted model, not a curated record. NCBI's taxonomy places the organism in Eukaryota, Metazoa, Chordata, Actinopteri, Cypriniformes, Cyprinidae. Gene Ontology annotation, molecular function: ephrin receptor binding. Gene Ontology annotation, biological process: axon guidance; ephrin receptor signaling pathway.